ACUUACUCACUGAACUUCUUGCUAUUCCACUUCUCUCUCUCAUCAAACCGCCAUUUUUAAUGAUCGAAAGCUUCAAUACAAGAACAAAUCUUUUCUCUCUUCUUGAUCCAAAUUCAAUACAUUUUUAUUAUUUUCCUUCAUCUUCUUCUUUCUUCAUUCUUCAUUCGCCAUUAAUCCAUGUCUCCCCCUGUCUGGUUUUCUUGUUAUUAUCAUUUACUCUUUACCUGUUUAUGUUUCUUUCUAAUAAAUUGUGACGCUUUCUCUUCAACAGAAGUUUAUGCUCUUUAUUCAUUCAAGGAAAGAAUAUAUGAAGACCCAUUAAUGGCAUUACAUAAUUGGGACUCUGUAAACACAGACCCUUGUAAUUGGUCAGGCGUUUCCUGUUCUGUAACGCACGAUCGCGUUUUCAAAUUGAACAUUUCUGGAUCUUUGUUAAAGGGUUUCCUUGCUCCUGAAUUGGGUUUAUUAUCAUCAUUGAAAAAACUGAUCUUGAAUGGAAACAAGCUCACUGGCUCAAUACCUAAAGAAAUUGGGGGUCUUAAAUAUUUGAGGGUUUUGGAUUUGGGAAUGAAUCAGUUCAUGGGUUCAAUACCAUCUGAGCUUGGAAGUUUGAGAAGACUUGUCAAAUUAAAUCUUGAAUCGAAUCAAUUGACGGGUAUGUUACCUAAGGAGCUUUCGCAAUUAAAGCACCUAAAAGAAUUGCAAUUGGGAAGGAACAUGUUUGUUGGAUCUGUUCUUGAUGGAAAGAAUAUCACUCUAUUUCAAUUGAAAACUGCUGAUUUCUCUUACAAUUUCUUCAAUGGGAGCAUACCAAAGUGUUUCGAUUACCUUCCAAGAUCAAGCUUUCAAGGGAAUUGCUUUCAGAUCAAAGAUAUCGUUCAACGCCCUUUGAUUCAAUGUGGAGUUCCUAUAUCAUCGAUAGAGAAUGAAGAUGUAUAUAUAUCUUCUAGUUCUAGACCAAAAUGGCUUCUAGUUUUGGAAAUAGUUACAGCAACCAUAGUGAGUUUUGUGUUCUUCGUGGCUAUCCUAAGAACGGUUAGAGGAUGUCGGAGUAAGUCUUCGGUUGUUGUUAUCCCUUGGAAGAAACCGACUAGCGAUUGUGAGAUUUUGAAGGAUGUGAAGAGAUUUAGCCGCCAAGAACUCGAAGAUGCUUGCGAAGAAUUUAGCAACAUUAUUGGAUCUUCUUCGGAGAGUAUAGUGUAUAAGGGUACCAUGAAAGGAACCUUGGAGGAAAUAGCCGUUGUAUCGGUUUCUAUCGAGGAUGAUCAAUGGACAGGAUUUCGCGAGCUUUGUUUUCAAAGAGAGGUGGCGGAUUUGGCGAGAUUAGAUCAUGAGAACGUAGGGAAACUUAUAGGUUAUUGUAGGGAGAUCGAUACUAGUUUCUCGAGGAUGCUUGUUUUUGAGUAUGCUUCAAAUGGGACGCUUUACGAGUAUCUCCAUUGCGGAGAUGGAUGCCAAUUAUCUUGGUCGAGACGAAUGAAGAUAGUUUUAGGCAUUGCUCGAGGACUCAAGUAUCUCCAUGGGGAGAUCGACCCACCUUUUGCUAUUUCCGAUCUCAAUUCCAAUGUUGUUUAUCUAACCGAUGAUUUUUCACCCAAGCUGGUUGAUUUUGAGAAUUGGAAGUCAAUUGUUUCGACUUCCGAGAAGAAAAAGAAGUCAUCUUCACGUUUUUCCGGUAUAGUUUCAAAUUCGUUGGAAACAAGACGACGACAUGUUGGUGUGAACGAGAAUGUAUACUCAUUUGGUUCACUUUUAUUGGAGAUAAUCAGUGGACGACAUCAAUAUUGUCCGGUUAAAGGACUAUUGGUGGAUUGGGCUAGUGAAUUUCUUGAGAUGCCCGAGGUAAUGUCGUAUGUGGUGGAUCCGGAGGUGAAGCAUUUUCGAUACGAAGAUGUUGAAGUGAUAUGCGAAGUUGUUUCUCUUUGUAUACAUCGAUCUAGAAUGGUUUCGAUGGAAAAGAUUUGUGAAAUGUUGGAGAGUAGAAUUGUUGUUAAUUCGACGAAGAACUCUCCUUUGGCAUGGGCUGAGCUUGCUGUUUUAUCCAACUAAACUAAUGUAAAUUUUGUGUAAAUUCUGUUUUUUGACUUUUGUUCUUAUUUGCAUGGAGAAAAUCUUCAUUUUGGUUGUGUAUUUGUUUGUACACUUCAUAGUGAAGAAGAGUUUAUUCAUCUUCUGUUA
Messenger RNA from Impatiens glandulifera, 2178 nucleotides. RefSeq names its product probable LRR receptor-like serine/threonine-protein kinase At1g63430. The transcript has 9 exons. Gene Ontology annotation, biological process: protein phosphorylation. Lineage: Eukaryota; Viridiplantae; Streptophyta; Magnoliopsida; Ericales; Balsaminaceae. The record is from RefSeq and is a predicted model, not a curated record. Gene Ontology annotation, molecular function: ATP binding; protein kinase activity; protein binding. Bases 178 to 2049 code for a protein of 623 amino acids.